AUGGACACUCAUUGGCAUCGGAACCACACCACCUUGCCCACGCUGGAUGAGCUCACCCAAAGCAUGCAGCUGGGUAAGGCGAUCACCAAAGUCAACUCCACUCAAUCCAGGCCUCAGUGGGAAGACUUCCGGUCGGAGAUGAUGGAGGAGACGCAAGGGGCCUACGAGCUUGGGAGGUUGAAGACCAUUUGGGGCAUGAAGUUUGAGUUUGCGCUGCGCACUGCCGUUGCAGCCUUUUUGGCUUCGAUCUAUGCGAUGCAGCCGGAGGUGCACAAGGCUGAGUGGGAGAACGCCACCGUCUUCGCCCCGGUGCUGGCCGUGGCCUGUGUCUCCGGCCCCAGUCUAGGUGCCACCCUUCAUCACGCGUGGGAGAUGUGGCAGGCCACGGUGAUCGGAUGCCUCUCCAGUAUGAUUGUGAACGAAGUCUUACGUCCAGUGCAACCGAAUGCUCUGCGCGAAGCGCUGAUGCUGGUUGGCUUCCUGUCGACGGUGUUCUUCCUUUGCUCCAGACCCUGGGCCUUGGUUCAGAAGCGUGUCUCUGUGGGUGUGAUGCUUUGCGGCACCAUCAACAUGUCUGUGCAUCAGCACGAGAAGCCCUGGUGGUUCCCUUGGACCAUUGGUGUCCCCUGUACGGUGGGAGUGCUGUGCGCGGUGCUCGCCAUGGUGCUGCCGCCGUGGUUUGCCUGUAAGGAGCUCCGCCAGCGCUUGGCCUUCCAGGCCUUAUCCGAGCGCCAGGUCCUGGUGGAGCACUACACGGCCUUCUUCUCCAAGUCACGCACGCACCACGCGGCGGCAGCUCAUCGGCUGGAGACCUUCCGCGACAAUCAGCUGAAGAUGAAGAGCCUUUUGGGUCCCGCGUCCUGGGAGCUCAUUCUCAUGCCCCAGACAUGGACUCAACUGAGCUUGGCGGUGAAGUUCUUUGACGCUCAACUUCUAUGCCUCAGGCGAGUUCAGUUGACCACCUCCUCAGUCACGCAGGGGCUCAUGUCCACUUCGCACAUGAAGUUCAGAGAGGCCACCGAGGAGUCGUGGAAAAAGAGCAUGAAAGGCCUAGCAGGUGUGGUGGACGAUGUGGUGAAGGCGGAGCUGAGCGGACGGGCCAUCUCGAUGGACCUGCUGGAGCAUUUGAAGGAGGGGCAGAAGCAUUUGGAUCGAGAUAUUUUCCGGGCCCGAGCCGAAAUCAUGUACCAGAGUGGAUCGCAGUUUGAAGAGAAGGAGCACCAGCCAGUACAUCACCUGCAACACGUGAACCGCAUGGCCUGCUACUUUGCCGUCAACGAGCUCAUCUCGGCCACGGCGAAAGCAGCCACCGAGGCCGCCCACUCGGAGAGGCCAAGUGACCCAUGUUCCUGCUGGAGGAAGUGUUUGAAAUGGUUUGAGCUACCUCCCAGGCACCGGGCGAAGAAUGCCUUGAAAAAGGUGAUCUCCUUGGGCUUGCUGUGUAUCGGGGCUUGGAUUCCUGAGUGGCGUGCGAAACGCCCAGAGUUCAUUUGGGCCUUCAUUGCGGCCAGCUUCAUUUUCUCGGACCUGGAAGGCUCCUCGAUCAGCACGGGCCUCGGCCGAGUGAUCGGCACCUUGUUCGGAGGCAUGGUGGGCUUCAUCGUGCUGGAGGUCUUCCACUUCAUCACUUGGCCAUGGAAAGAGUUAGAGAUCGCAGCCUACAUUUUGGUGUGCGUCAGUUGGACCUUUGGCUGCAGCCUCUCCCGCUCCUCUCCUCGCCAUGGCUACACCGCCACAGUGGCAGGCUUCAGCAUCUACAUCAUGGUGGUCGGAACCCUGGAGUCCUUUGGGACCAAAGCUAGCAAAGAUGUGACCUUCCAACGCAUGCAGGAGCAGUUUGCGGGCGCAGUGAUUUACAUCAUGGUGGAGAUGCUCCUGUGGCGCAAGUCCGCCCGAACACAAGUGAACGAGCAGCAGAUCACCAUCCUGAAAGCCAUCAAGGAUAGCAUUUACGAAGCGACUGCACCACACUUAUCCGUGGUGAGCGAGGCACCCGAUUCCGCACCACACACGCAAAAGCAGAUGGAGGCGGUCUAUAGCAAGGGGAAUCAGGCUCUGGAAGCGGCAAAGCAAGGGCUGGUGGCUGCCACCUUCGAGCCCACCUUGUGGCAUAAGCCAUUUCCUAUGGCCGACUUUCAGCGCCUGCUUCAUACGGAGGAGAAGGCGCUCCGGUUGUUGCACGUGCUCUACGCGGGCACUCGUGCGGCGUCGCCCGAUUCGCUGGACCCUGAUGUGCCCUCCCUGGCCACUGGCUACUGCACUGCUGCCAUGACCUCCUUGGAAGCAGCGAUCGGCUUGCUGGAGAACCACGGGAAGGACUGGGAGGUCUUCAACUUGACCAUUGAUGCUUCAGAGUAUCUCAGCAUGGGAGGCUUCCACUCCUCCAAGGACCCAGAAGCAGGCAUGGAGACCUCUGGACUUGAUGCGGCACUCCAACUGUUUGCGGUGCAGCGGGCAGAUCAGAAGCUCAGGGAAAAGCUGGAACAUCAUUUCCGCAGGUUUCGAGAGCAAGAGCCCAAUCCAAAUGCGGCUUCGUAUUCCACCAACGCCACCAUGUUCUGUCUCCUGCACUUGACAGGGAUGAUGACUGAACUGGCGGACCGUUUGCGCGUGGCGAGCGCUGCGGAGCAGGUCGUCGUGCACGUUUGA
Messenger RNA from Durusdinium trenchii, 2649 nucleotides. The record is from the annotation of a GenBank genome assembly. Lineage: Eukaryota; Dinophyceae; Suessiales; Symbiodiniaceae.